Molecule: messenger RNA, 1665 nt
Organism: Mycena indigotica
Lineage: Eukaryota; Fungi; Basidiomycota; Agaricomycetes; Agaricales; Mycenaceae
Product: MFS general substrate transporter
Exons: 6
Coding region: 1-1665 (554 amino acids)
Biological process (GO): transmembrane transport
Molecular function (GO): transmembrane transporter activity
Source: RefSeq, a predicted model, not a curated record
AUGGCCGCGCCCACAUCCACCCUCACCCCCCGCUCCUCCUUUACACUUCUUGACCGCUCCACCGCCGUUUCUCCUGAUCUCCAACGGGAAAUUGACGAUGACGAAGAAGACAUCCACCGUUUCGGCGGCGACGACCCCCAUGAACCCCCGGUCAAGUCGCCUGUGCUAGCUCCGCAACUGCCUCGACCGCGCGACCCUGAAGAAAUUGCUUGGGAUGGACCCAAUGAUCCCGACAACCCGCAGAACUGGACGGACGGACGCAAGUGGUUUAUCACAUUUGUUGUCGUAGUCAUGACGGUCAAUGUAACAUUCGCGUCAUCAGCACCAAGCUCUGCGACGUUUGCCAUUAAAAAGGCCUUUGACAUCACUUCAGAGGUGUCGUAUCUUCUAACGUCAACGUUCUUGCUUGGAUAUGUCUUUGGGCCGCUUAUAUGGGGGCCCGGUAGCGAACUCGUCGGCAGGAGGCCAAUCUUUUUGGUCGCCAUGUCCGCCUAUACGGUGCUCCACCUUGGCCAAGCACUCGCCCCAAACAUCGAAACCUUGCUUAUAACACGAUUCCUUGGCGGCUUCUUCGCCGUCGCUCCGCUCGUCAACUCUGGUGGUGUCAUGGCUGAUAUCUGGAGUACGGAAAAUCGAGGACUCGCAACAAGCCUGUUUUCUGCCAGCGUGUUCCUGGGCCCUGUUAUGGGUCCUAUCGUUGCUGGCUAUAUCGUGGAAAGCUCUCUGAGCUGGCGAUGGGUGUUCUGGGUUAUGAUGAUCUUUGCUGGAACAUGUACAACCAUCGUGGCCAUUGGGUUACCGGAGACUUAUGCCCCAGUGUUGUUACAGAGAAAGAUGGAGGCCCGCCGCAAAUCUGAUCCAGAUGGAUCUGCUCAUAUGUAUGCCGCCCACGAAAAACAAGAUUGGACUCCCCGCGGCGUGAUCCAUCGGACGCUUUUCCGACCCUUCCAAAUGCUCGCGGGCGAACCAAUCCUUGUACUCGUAACCAUCUACCUUUCGCUUGUCUACGGGGUCAUGUAUUGUUUAUUUCAAGCGUUUCCCAUUAUCUUCAUCCAGAAGCGCGGUUUCACCAUCGCUCAGGAUGGGCUGGUCUUCAUCGGUAUCGGGCUGGGGACUUCACUUGGCGCAGCCCUCAACGUUCUCUUCUCGCGACACUACCCCUCUCUCAUAAAAACAUGGCGGGGUUUUCCCCCACCAGAAGAGCGCCUAUGGGGUGCGAUGCUUGGUGGAUGCUCUUUCGUUGUCGGUAUCUUUUGGCUUGGGUGGACGGGGCACUAUCCCAACGUGCCCUGGUAUGUCCCCGCUAUUAGCACAAUCCUUGUCGGCAUGAGCAUAAGUCUCAUCUUCAUUUCCUUCCUCUCAUAUCUUGUCGAGACCUACCUAAUGUACUCCGCCUCGGCUUUCGCCGCCAACACCUUCUGCCGCUCCCUCGUCGCCGCCGCCUUCCCGCUAUUCACCGUCCAGAUGUUCACGAAACUCGGGGUCAAUUACGCUGCGACUCUUCUGGGCGGCGUUGGCCUCCUUCUGGCACCGUCGCCAUUCCUGUUCUACCGGUACGGCGCCAGGAUCCGCGCGAGCAGCAAAUUUGCGCCGUGUGUCGAUUUGAAGAUCAAGAAGAUGUUGGAGGAGGAGGAGAACGAGAAGAGCGGGGAGAAGGCUGUAUGA